GUCUACCAAGAACGUUUUCGUCAAAUCACGCGCAGAAGCCGCUCGUACGUAAACUUCGUGCAGCGUUUAGGGCACAUUUUAUUAUCGUAUUGGGGUGUAAAGUAUUCGCACUUCGCGCGAUUGUGUCACGUGAAAGUGUCUAUAAAUUUUAGGUUGGCGAAAUGGGGUACGAUGACGUAAUACCGAUGCUGGGUAACUUUGGAAGAUACCAAAGGAGAAUUUAUCUGCUGCUCUGUUUACCGGCGGUGCUAUGCGCCUUUCACAAGUUGUCGAACAUGUUCUUGCAGGCGAAAGUGAACCACCGAUGCCAGCUACCAUCGGAGCUUCCGAACGCAACGUACGAAUUACCGAUCAGUAUUCUAAACGAGUCGUAUCCGUACGAAGCCGCCCUCGAAAGGUACUCGUCGUGCUCGCUGCUCGAAAAUGGAAGAGACGCCCCCUGCGACAGUUACAUCUAUGAUUACAGUAAAUACGAGAGUAGUAUUGUAAUCGAGUGGAAUAUUGUAUGUAAUCGGGCUUAUUUGACAGCAAUAGGAGACGCCAUCUUCAUGCUGGGUGUUCUAGUCGGCUCGAUCGUAUUCGGCGACCUAUCCGAUAGAUUUGGACGAAGAAUUAUAUUUUUCAUUUCGCUGGUUAUCCAGGUGGUGUUUGGGGUGCUCGUCUCGAUUGCGCCCGAAUUUUGGUCGUAUUCGAUUUUCCGCUUCGUGGUGGGCUCGACCACCUCGGGCGUUUUUCUGGUCGCGUAUGUCAUAGCAAUGGAAAUGGUGGGUCCCAUGGAUCGACUUAUCGCCGGCGUUGUCUGUCAAAUGUUCUUUUCCUGCGGCUACAUGCUGGUGGCGCUGUUUGCGUAUUUCAUACACGACUGGCGAUAUCUGCAGGUCGCGUUGACGCUGCCGGGAGCUGUAUUUUUCUGUUACUGGUGGUUCAUACCGGAAUCGGCACGUUGGUUAUUGACUAAAGGUAGACUACAGGAAGCUAAGGUACUCAUUCAGAAAGCAGCCAAGGAAAACAAGGUGAUCAUACCAGACGAAGAUCUUCACGCACUCCUCGCCAGUGAAGUUAAACCGAAAGAUACCAAGGAGGAGUCAGUUACAAUACUUGAGAUCUUCAAGCAUCCUAACCUAAGGAAACGAUCGCUGAUAGUAUUCUUUGAUUGGAUGGUCAACAGCAUGACCUACUACGGUCUGUCGUGGAACACGAGUAAUUUAGGCGGAAACGACUACGUCAAUUUUGUGAUUGCGGGUGCGGUUGAACUUCCAGCGUACACGUUCCUUCUUCUCACCCUAAACAGAUGGGGUCGUAAAUCGAUUCUGUGCGGAUGUAUGGUCACCGCCGGCGUUGCUCUGCUGCUCACGAUGGCUGUACCGCAAGCGCAUCCCUGGAUGACGGUGACGCUGGCGAUGAUCGGAAAGUUGGCGAUCACUGCAAGCUAUGGAACAGUAUACAUUUUCUCCACCGAGCAAUUCCCGACGGUAAUCCGAAACGCCGGUCUCGGAGCAGGUUCGAUGUGCGCGCGUAUAGGCUCGAUAUCCGCUCCCCUCAUCAACUUGAGCAACGAAGUAUGGAAACCGUUUCCGCUAAUCAUCUUCGGAAUCCUAUCGCUUUUGGCCGGAUGCCUAUCCCUGCUCCUACCAGAGACGCUCAACCAAAAAUUGCCGGCCACGAUAGCGGACUGCGAGACAUUCGGAAGCCCGAUGACUGUAAUCGAAGAGGAGAAGCAACUGAAAUGUGACGACGAUCUCGAGAGGAACGACAAGAUUAAACUUUAACUCGUGUAUUAAUUCUCAAUAUUAGGAAUCUAUAUUUUAAACAAUAUUAUUUUUAAACAGUGGUAUAUGUGGCUGUGGAUUCUUUGCGCGAACUCGUUUUUUAUGCACUGCGAAAGGUUUUACAGUAGCAAAAAUGCCGUACAGUAUCGGUUGAGAUUAGGCGUGACGUUUAUACAAAUCAACGGUAUACAUUUUUUUACUCCAUGUGUACAAUAAAGAGAAUUUCGUAAUGA
This is a messenger RNA of Photinus pyralis (common eastern firefly), 2002 nucleotides long. RefSeq names its product organic cation transporter protein (gene Orct). NCBI's taxonomy places the organism in Eukaryota, Metazoa, Arthropoda, Insecta, Coleoptera, Lampyridae. Gene Ontology annotation, molecular function: transmembrane transporter activity. Gene Ontology annotation, cellular component: membrane. Gene Ontology annotation, biological process: transmembrane transport. The record is from RefSeq and is a predicted model, not a curated record. The transcript has 12 exons. Bases 162 to 1769 code for a protein of 535 amino acids.